Messenger RNA from Ostertagia ostertagi, 339 nucleotides. NCBI's taxonomy places the organism in Eukaryota, Metazoa, Nematoda, Chromadorea, Rhabditida, Trichostrongylidae. The record is from the annotation of a GenBank genome assembly.
AUGUUGAAGAAUAAUCGGGACCUGGUUGUGGUUUUGUUGCUCUUCAUUUCUUUGGAUAAGGUGGUCUUGACUCACGACGAUGGAACUCUCACAGGGCGAAUUCAAUUUGAUCCUCACACUGGAUGGCGUACUAAUUUUUCGGUUACGGUUAUCGAAAUCAAACCUGGUGUAAAUACGCUGAAUAGCAUCAAAGAGCGAUUUCAAUGGGCUCAAGGGAAAGGAUUCCUGCUUGGAGAGGAGAGAACCUUUCACGAGAAUAGACCUAACAAAAGCGCCAUUCGAAAAGGCAUUCUCGCGAACAAGCCAUGGAAAUUGAAAUUGAACGUCGUCACUGUGCUG